GGUUCCAGUUCCAGUUCCGGUACACUACAGCGCCUCUCGUCGUCACCGGAAACACCGCUCAAACAACUCCAAUCACAAACGCCGACUAGAAACAAUCCUCCGGCGAGCUUCUUCUCCCUCCUCAAAAUCCUCUCAGUGGCUGUAACUACAUUGUAAGAGGUUAUGAAGUACCUGGGAAUCUUUAAGAAGUCCAGCUAUGUCAUCAGUUCCCGCAUUCCGUGGGAACAAUGCUUCUUCUAUAAGCCUACAAAAUCCAUUAUAAAGCCUUCUUCAUGUGUGAGUGCUCUUGGACUGUCUAGUGUUCAUUGCUAUUCCUCAAGAUCAAAGACUGCUAAAUCAAAAACGUCAAGCAGCGCUGCUGUUUCUUCUGUUUCGGAUGAAGAGAAAGACGCCUUUUUCGUUGUUCGGAAGGGUGACAUUAUUGGAAUUUAUAACGAUUUAAGUGAUUGUCAAGCUCAAGUUGGAUCUUCGGUGCAUGAUCUUCCAGUUAGCGUUUAUAAGGGAUAUUCGUUGCUCAAAGACACAGAGGAGUAUCUUUCUACUGUUGGAAUGAAGAAACCACUUUAUGGUUUUAGAGCUUCAGACUUGAAAGAAGAAAUGUUUGGACCUCUCACUCCUUGUCUUUUCCAGGAUCAACUUCCUUCAGCUUCCAUGUCAGUUGAUCCCUUGGAAAAGCUUGCUAAGCUGAAGCCAUCUCAUGAUACCUCAACUACAACUUGCAUUAUUGAGUUUGACGGUGCAUCAAAAGGAAACCCCGGUCUCUCUGGCGCUGCAGCUGUACUGAAAACUGAGGACGGAAGCUUGAUCUGUAAAAUACGUCAAGGUUUAGGAAUUGCCACAAACAAUGCAGCAGAAUAUCAUGGAUUAAUCCUAGGAUUGAAGCAUGCUAUUGAGAAAGGUUACACGAAAAUUAAAGUGAAAAGUGACUCCAAGCUAGUCUGUAUGCAGAUGAAAGGUCAAUGGAAGGUAAACCAUGAGGUAAUGUCGAAGCUCUACAUGGAAGCAAAACAACUUAGAAGCAAAUGUGUUUCUUUUGAGAUCAGUCAUGUUCUACGGAAGUUGAACUCUGAUGCGGAUGAACAGGCAAAUAUGGCUGCUCGUCUCUCUGAAGGAGAAGUUCAAAUGGCUUAAAGGAUCACCGAUGAACGAAUAUAGACUAUAGAGAGAUGUGGUUUUUUUUAGGUCUACGCUACAUCCAAGUCUAAACAGCCGUAUCUAACUGUGAGUUGUGUCUCUAAAGAGGACGUUCAGAAGCGAUUUCUCUUCACUGAAGGUCUCGGGUUAUACCAUCAGGGGUUAACUAACCACUAUGUAAAUCUUUUGCUUUUGCUGUUGGGAAAUGUACAUGACCCUUGGUGCUUUUUUCUAUUUUAGUAGUUGUUUGCUUUUUACAUCAACGUAGAAAUCUAAUGGUUCCAACUUUUUUUC
This is a messenger RNA of Camelina sativa (false flax), 1428 nucleotides long. RefSeq lists its product as uncharacterized. The record is from RefSeq and is a predicted model, not a curated record. Gene Ontology annotation, molecular function: RNA-DNA hybrid ribonuclease activity; nucleic acid binding. NCBI's taxonomy places the organism in Eukaryota, Viridiplantae, Streptophyta, Magnoliopsida, Brassicales, Brassicaceae.